Molecule: messenger RNA, 555 nt
Organism: Entrophospora sp. SA101
Lineage: Eukaryota; Fungi; Glomeromycota; Glomeromycetes; Entrophosporales; Entrophosporaceae
Source: the annotation of a GenBank genome assembly
AUGGAAACAACAAACUACUCUAAUAAAAGCACCUACAAGGCGGUAGUCAUUUUUAUUGUCGUUAUUAUAUUAUUAUGUCAAUCUGUCGUCAGCAUUCCUGUACCCGAAAAUCAGUUGGAUGAGAAUAAAAUUGAAACUCCAUCAAUAUUCUUCGUACAGAAUCCCAACAUCAAUGAAAUUGUUAACACUCACCAGUUUGAUGAAAUUCCCUACAAGACCACGACUGACUUUCCGGCAGUCGAUGAUAUAACAAAAUUUUUCAAAGACAUCGGUGAUGCUAUAACCAAAUUUUUCGAAUUCAAUUUUGGUAUCAUUAUCGAAAUUGUUAUUGGAAUCGGAAUAUUUAUUUUAAUUUGUCUCUUUCCAACUAUUUUGGUCGGAAUAAUCCGAGCAAUAGGUUUUGGUGUUAAAGGAAUAAUUAAAGGAACCUGGGCUGCUAAAUGUAUGGCUGCGCAUUGUGGAUAUGUUGUUGCUGGAAGCCUUUGUUCUGUGUUGCAGAGUAUUGGUGCUAAGGGAAUAUCUGGGUUAGGAGGGUUGCUUAAAUUCCUGGGUUAA